Messenger RNA from Prorocentrum cordatum, 392 nucleotides. Lineage: Eukaryota; Dinophyceae; Prorocentrales; Prorocentraceae. The record is from the annotation of a GenBank genome assembly.
GCGCCGGCCGCGGCGGAGUCGCCGGUGUGGGGUUUCUGCCUACGCGCCUGGCUGCAGGCUGGGGAGCUGCCCCCCAGCGCUCGCGGCGGCGCCGCGGCCGCGGCGCGGCCGGGCUUCACGAAGCUCCGGUGCGCGGCGGUGAUGGAGCGAGCCCUGGAGCGGGACGGCAUCCUGGAGGGCCAGGGCUCAGGAGGCGGCGCUGGCGGGGCGGAGGGCGCCGCGGCGCCGCUGCGGCCCUCGCGCUCGCAGCUGGCAUCGCUCGCCGGCCUGGUGAAGCGUGGCGAGUGGCCGCUGGCGGUCGAGUCCGGCGGCAGUUUCGAGGUCCUGGCCGCCUCCGUGAACCUGCGCCUGGCGCGCGUGCUCGCGCUGCUCGCGGCGGCCCCGGGGGGGAG